UUCUGCAUCUCACAAUGGAGGAAAUCUAUGUCAGGCAUGUGGAGUUGCUGGGCUUUGAGAAACGCUUCUUCCCCAGCCAGCACUAUGUCUACAUGCUGAUGGUGAAAUGGAAUGACCUCUCUGAGAAGUUGAUCUAUAGAGGGUAUCCGGAGAUCUACACCUUUCAUAAAUCCCUGAAGGAGAUGUUCCCCAUUGAGGCAGGUGACAUCGAUAAGAAAGACAGGAUCAUCCCUGCACUACCAGCGCCAAAGUGGUUGGACAACCAAAAGAGCACAGAGACCAGGCAGAGCACUCUGGCUGAAUAUUGCAGUUCUCUCAUCAACCUGCCCCCCAAGAUCUCCCGCAGCCAGCUGGUACGCAGCCUCUUCAAGGUCCGACCAGAGGACGAGAACCCACCCGCUCAACACCCAUUAAAAAGAAAUGAGACCUUUGUGGUGUCCAAUGACAAAACGAGAGACAACACUUCUGAAAUCUCUGGCCCCAUCAUAUUGGAAAGCUACAGGGUGAUUGCUGACUACAGCCAGACCUCCAAGUAUGAGGUCACCCUGCAUAUUGGAGACUUGGUGGAGAUUGUGGAGAAAAGCCCGAAUGGUUGGUGGUUCUGCCAGUGUGAUACCAAGCGGGGCUGGGUGCCCGCCUCUUACCUAGAGCCCCUGGAUGGACCAGAGGAGUCGGAAGAAGCCGAUCCCAACUACGCAGGAGAACUCUACAUCACCACCAAAGCCUACAAGGCAGCACAAGAUGAUGAGCUGACUCUUGAGACGGGGGAAACUAUCGAGGUCAUUCACAAGCUCCUGGAUGGAUGGUGGGUGGUCAGGAAAGGAGAGGAGACGGGACACUUCCCCUCAAUGUUUCUCUACAGAACUGGAGAGAAGAAGGAGAUGGCGUCGGAAGAGCAUGUGAUGAGAAGACAGACACCCCCACCCAGACGUUCAACAAUCCGCAAUGCACAAAGUAUUCACAGCAAAGGGCGCCAGCGCAUCAGCCAGGACACGUACCGCAGGAACAGUCGCCGCUUCCUGCAGCAGAAGGGCAGCCGGCCCAAUCAGCCCAGGAAGACGUCCAAGGCCUCCACACAGUCCCCGCUGCAGGACUGGAAUAACAGAGACAACAUCCCAAAGACAGCGGGCUCUAGUCCAGGGGGUGAGCUGAAAGGGGCUCCCAUCAUCCCCCCUAGGCCCAGUCCUGAACUCAUCAUGGAGCGCUGUACAGAGAACACCCGCAAGAAAGUCAGUGUCCGCAAAUCAAGCUAAGCUUUUAACCUCUAUGGGCUAGGUGGGACGCUUGCGUCCCACCUACUCAACAGCCAGUGUAAUCCCGUGGCGCGUUAUUCAAAUACCUUAGAAAUGCAAAACCUUCCAUUUUUCAAAAAUAUGAAUAUUUUACACCAUUUUAAAGAUAAGACUCUCGUUAAUCUAACCUCACUGUCCGAUUUCAAAAAGGCUUUACAAUGAAAGCAAAACAUUAGAUUAUGUCAGCAGAGUACCCAGCCAGAAAUAAUCAGACACCCAUUUUUCAAGCUAGCAUAUGUCACAUAAACCCAAACCACAGCUAAAUGUAGCACUAACCUUUGAUGAUCUUCAUCAGAUGACAACCCUAGGACAUUAUGUUAUACAAUACAUGCAUGUUUUGUUCAAUCAAGUUCAUAUUUAUAUCAAAAACCAGCUUUUUACAUUAGCAUGUGACUAGCAUGUGACUAGCAUUCCCACCGAACACUGCCGGUGAAUUUACUAAAUUACUCACGAUAAACGUUCACAAAAAGCAUAACAAUUAUUUUAAGAAUUAUAGAUACAGAACUCCUCUAUGCACUCGAUAUGUCCGAUUUUAAAAUAGCUUUUCGGUGAAAGCACAUUUUGCAAUAUUCUCAGUAGAUAGCCCGGCAUCACAGGGCUAGCUAUUUAGACACCCAGCAAGUUUAGCACUCAUCAAAGUCAGAUUUACUAUAAGAAAAAUGUUAUUACCUUUGCUGUCUUCGUCAGAAUGCACUCCCAGGACUUCUACUUCAAUAACAAAUGUUGGUUUGGUUCAAAAUAAUCCAUCGUUAUAUCCAAACAGCGGCGUUUUGUUCGUGCGUUCAAGACACUAUCCGAAAGGGUAAAUAAGCGUGGCGAGCAUGGCGCAAUUCGUGACAAAAAAAUUCUAAAUAUUCCAUUACCGUACUUCGAAGCAUGUCAACCGCUGUUUAAAAUCAAUUUUUAUGCCAUUUUUCUCAUAAAAAAGCGAUAAUAUUCCGACCGGGAAUCUGCGUUUAGGUAAACAGACAAAAGAAAAGAAAGCAUUCGGUCGACUCGGGCACGCGCCUAAGCCCAUAGUACUCUGAGCGGCCACUUGCCAAAAGCGAUAAAGUGUUUCAGCCAGAGCCUGCCUCGAUAUCGUUCAGCUUUUUCCCGGGCUCUGAGAGCCUAUGGGAGCCGUAGGAAGUGUCACGUUAUUGCAAAGAUCCUCAGUCUUCAAUAAAAAUAGCCAAGAUGAAACACUACUUCUCAGACAGGCCACUUCCUGCAUGAAAUCUUUUCAUGUUUUGGCCUGCCAUAUGAGUUCUGUUAUACUCAGACACCAUUCAAACAGUUUUAGAAACUUUAGGGUGUUUUCUAUCCAAAGCCAAUAAUUAUAUGCAUAUUCUAGUUACUGGGCAGGAGUAGUAACCAGAUUAAAUCGGGUACGUUUUUUAUCCGGCUGUGUCAAUACUGCCCCCUAGCCCUAACAGGUUAACUGUGUGGAUCUGGACUCAUGUCAGCAAUGCAAUCAGAGAUGGGUUAUUAAUGUGUGCAUUACAAGCUAAACAGCCGAUAAAGGCAACCAUGUGUGCCAUAGAGGGCAUUUUACAUUUUGUUCUGAAUGUUACCACUUAGCACUAGCUAACUGCUUAUGGAGAAAGUAAAACAAUAGUGAAAAGUGAAUGUAUGUACAAAAGCAAAGGUGUAUUUGUUUUUCUAGGGUCAUUUUUCUUGUUACUUUUACGUAUGCAAUGUUUUUAAUGUUUUUUGAUAAAGUGUGUGGUUGUUAAAUGUGUUUGACGCAGUAUGCGGUUUUUGGAACAUAAGAAUAGUUAUUUAUUUGUUGAAUUUAACCAUUUGUAACCUACAAAAUAAAUAAUAUAUUCAGAAAA
Salmo salar (Atlantic salmon) is the source of this 3109-nucleotide messenger RNA. It is a transcript of the gene ncf1, whose product is annotated as neutrophil cytosolic factor 1. The record is from RefSeq and is marked provisional. Gene Ontology annotation, biological process: superoxide anion generation; respiratory burst. Gene Ontology annotation, cellular component: cytoplasm; NADPH oxidase complex. Lineage: Eukaryota; Metazoa; Chordata; Actinopteri; Salmoniformes; Salmonidae. Gene Ontology annotation, molecular function: protein binding; superoxide-generating NADPH oxidase activator activity; phosphatidylinositol binding.